AUGAGCACCAUGCGCCUGCUGACUCUCGCCCUGCUUUUCUCCUGCUCCUUCGCCCGCGCCGCCUGCGACCCCAAGAUCGUCAACAUCGGUGCGGUGCUGAGCACGCGGAAGCACGAGCAGAUGUUCCGCGAGGCUGUGAAUCAGGCCAACAAGCGGCAUGGCUCCUGGAAGAUCCAGCUCAACGCCACCUCCGUCACCCACAAGCCCAACGCCAUCCAGAUGGCCCUGUCUGUGUGCGAAGACCUCAUCUCCAGCCAGGUCUACGCCAUCCUAGUUAGCCACCCACCUACCCCCAACGACCACUUCACACCCACCCCCGUCUCCUACACAGCCGGCUUCUACCGCAUCCCCGUCCUGGGGCUGACCACGCGCAUGUCCAUCUACUCAGACAAGAGCAUCCACCUGAGCUUCCUGCGCACCGUGCCGCCCUACUCCCACCAGUCCAGCGUCUGGUUCGAGAUGAUGCGCGUCUACAGCUGGAACCACGUCAUCCUCCUGGUCAGCGACGACCACGAAGGGCGGGCGGCCCAGAAACGCCUGGAGACGCUGCUGGAGGAGCGCGAGUCCAAGAGUAAAAAAAGGAACUAUGAAAGCCUCGACCAACUGUCCUAUGACCACAAGCGCGGACCCAAGGCGGAGAAGGUGCUGCAGUUCGACCCGGGGACCAAGAACGUGACGGCGCUGCUGAUGGAGGCGCGGGAGCUGGAGGCCCGGGUCAUCAUCCUCUCCGCCAGCGAGGACGACGCUGCCACCGUGUACCGCGCAGCCGCGAUGCUGAACAUGACGGGCUCGGGGUACGUGUGGCUGGUGGGGGAGCGCGAGAUCUCGGGGAACGCCCUGCGCUACGCCCCGGACGGCAUCAUCGGGCUGCAGCUCAUCAACGGCAAGAACGAGUCGGCGCACAUCAGCGACGCCGUGGGCGUGGUGGCCCAGGCCGUGCACGAGCUGCUGGAGAAGGAGAACAUCACCGACCCGCCGCGGGGCUGCGUGGGCAACACCAACAUCUGGAAGACCGGGCCGCUCUUCAAGAGGGUGCUGAUGUCUUCCAAGUACGCAGACGGGGUGACCGGCCGCGUGGAGUUCAACGAGGACGGGGACCGGAAGUUCGCCAACUACAGCAUCAUGAACCUGCAGAACCGCAAGCUGGUGCAAGUGGGCGUCUACAACGGCACGCACGUCAUUCCCAACGACAGGAAGAUCAUCUGGCCGGGCGGAGAGACCGAGAAACCGCGCGGCUAUCAGAUGUCCACCAGGCUGAAGAUCGUGACGAUCCACCAGGAGCCCUUUGUGUACGUCAAGCCUACGCUGAGCGACGGCACGUGCAAGGAGGAGUUCACCGUCAACGGGGACCCGGUCAAGAAGGUGAUCUGCACCGGGCCCAAUGACACGUCGCCGGGCAGCCCGCGCCACACUGUGCCUCAGUGCUGCUACGGCUUCUGCAUCGAUCUGCUCAUCAAGCUGGCGCGGACCAUGAACUUCACUUAUGAGGUUCACCUGGUGGCCGACGGCAAGUUCGGCACGCAGGAGCGGGUGAACAACAGCAAUAAAAAGGAGUGGAACGGGAUGAUGGGCGAGCUGCUCAGCGGGCAGGCGGACAUGAUCGUGGCCCCGCUGACCAUCAACAACGAGCGCGCGCAGUACAUCGAGUUCUCAAAGCCCUUCAAGUACCAGGGCCUGACCAUUCUGGUCAAGAAGGAGAUCCCCCGGAGCACGCUGGACUCGUUCAUGCAGCCCUUCCAGAGCACGCUGUGGCUGCUGGUGGGGCUGUCUGUGCACGUGGUGGCCGUGAUGCUGUACCUGCUGGACCGCUUCAGCCCCUUCGGCCGGUUCAAAGUGAACAGCGAGGAGGAGGAGGAGGACGCGCUGACCCUGUCUUCGGCGAUGUGGUUCUCCUGGGGCGUCCUGCUCAACUCAGGCAUCGGGGAAGGCGCCCCCAGAAGCUUCUCGGCGCGCAUCCUGGGCAUGGUGUGGGCGGGGUUCGCCAUGAUCAUUGUGGCAUCCUACACCGCCAACCUGGCAGCCUUCCUGGUGCUGGACCGGCCGGAAGAGCGCAUCACCGGCAUCAACGACCCGCGACUGCGGAAUCCCUCGGACAAGUUCAUCUACGCGACGGUGAAGCAGAGCUCGGUGGACAUCUACUUCCGGCGGCAGGUGGAGCUGAGCACCAUGUACCGCCAUAUGGAGAAACACAACUACGAGAGCGCCGCGGAGGCGAUCCAGGCCGUGCGCGACAACAAGCUGCACGCCUUCAUCUGGGACUCGGCGGUGCUGGAGUUCGAGGCCUCGCAGAAGUGCGACCUGGUGACCACGGGCGAGCUCUUCUUCCGCUCGGGCUUUGGCAUCGGCAUGCGCAAGGACAGCCCCUGGAAGCAGAACGUCUCCCUGUCCAUCCUCAAGUCCCACGAGAACGGCUUCAUGGAAGACCUGGACAAGACGUGGGUUCGGUACCAGGAGUGCGAUUCGCGCAGCAACGCCCCUGCUACCCUCACCUUCGAGAAUAUGGCAGGGGUCUUCAUGCUGGUGGCUGGGGGCAUUGUGGCCGGGAUCUUCCUGAUCUUCAUCGAGAUCGCCUAUAAACGGCACAAGGACGCCCGGCGGAAGCAGAUGCAGCUGGCGUUUGCGGCAGUGAACGUGUGGAGAAAGAACCUGCAGGAUAGAAAGAGUGGUAGAGCAGAGCCCGACCCUAAAAAGAAAGCCACACUUAGGGCUAUCACCUCCACCCUGGCCUCCAGCUUCAAGAGACGUAGGUCCUCCAAAGACACGCAGUACCAUCCCACUGAUAUCACGGGCCCGCUCAACCUCUCAGAUCCCUCGGUCAGCACCGUGGUGUGAGGCGCCCGGAGGCGCCCACCCGCCCCGUUAGCCCGGCCAAGGACACUGAGGGGUCGUGCUGCUCGGGAAGGCCUGAGGGAAGCCCGCCUGCCAGAGACUGCCCACCCCGGGCCUCCCGUCCGUCCGUCCGCCCUGCUGCUGGUGGGCAGCCCCUGCUGGACUGAGGCUCGGACGAGAGCCGCUGAGGACGGGCCAGAGCUGAGCUGGCUGGGCAGGGCCUCAGGGCGCUCCGGCAGAGGCAGGGCCCUGGGGUCUCUGAGCGGCAGGGGGAGCAGUUGACUCGGCCCGGCAGAGGGGCUUGGCGCAGAGACUGGAGCCCCAUCCUUCCCGGCCACUCCCAGAGCUACGGUGGGCCUUAGCCCGGGCUGGCUGGGCCACCCCUCCCGCGCCCUCGCACCUCACGGCCUCCACCCCACCUCCCCCUUCCUGCCUGUACCCCUUCUCCGCUUCACCCCAUCCUCUGAGCUGGCCCUGCCCUUCCUGGACUGCAGACCCUGAACUCCACCCGCUGGCAGCGCCUCCCUGGGGCGCGCUCGGGCUCCCCACUGCUUCCCACC
Molecule: messenger RNA, 3389 nt
Organism: Budorcas taxicolor (takin)
Lineage: Eukaryota; Metazoa; Chordata; Mammalia; Artiodactyla; Bovidae
Gene: GRIN1
Product: glutamate ionotropic receptor NMDA type subunit 1
Exons: 21
Coding region: 1-2832 (943 amino acids)
Biological process (GO): regulation of membrane potential; ionotropic glutamate receptor signaling pathway; monoatomic ion transport
Cellular component (GO): plasma membrane; neuron projection; synapse
Molecular function (GO): NMDA glutamate receptor activity
Source: RefSeq, a predicted model, not a curated record